UGCUCCCAGCCGAAGCAGCUCCCCCGAGCCUCUUUGGGGUUCAUUUCCUCCCCCUGCCCCGGGGGUCCCCGUCAUCUCACUAAAUGAUCGGGCCGGGGCCCUUGUGACGUUGAGCCGAGCAGGGAGGGGUCAGGGCCUGGGUGGGGAUGGGGCGCGACCACCCCACGGGCCGCCAGCGGGAUGGGUCUGUGCAGGUCCAAGCUGCCCCAGAUGGGCAGGCCCCUGAGGCCCCAGGAGAAGGACAUUCUCAAGUCCCCUCUGAUCAUCUUCGUGAUGGGCGGCCCAGGCUGCGGCAAAGGGACGCAGUGCAAGAACAUGGCGACCAAGUACGGCUUCUGCCACGUGGGGCUGGGCCAGCUGCUGCGGCAGGAGGCCCAGUGCGGCAGCCGGCGGGGCCGGAAGAUCCGUGACAUCAUGCUGCAGGGGCUCCUGGUGCCCACGGGUGUCAUCCUAGAUAUGAUCAGCGACAACAUGCUGUCCUGCCCGGAGAGCCGGGGCUUCCUCAUCGACGGCUUCCCCCGGGAGCUGAAGCAGGCUAAGGAGUUCGAGCGCAUCGUGGGCCGGGCCCCCAACAUCGUCAUCGUGUUUGACUGUUCCAUGGAGACGAUGGUCCAGAGAGCGCUGUGCCGGGGCCAGGUGGAGCGCCGGGCAGAUGACUGCGAGUCGGCCAUCCGCCAGCGCCUGGAGACGCACUACACCAUGAGCGAGCCCGUCCUGACCUUCUACCAGCAGAAGAACCUGCUCCGAAACAUCUUGGCAGAAGAAGCUCCAGAAAACAUUUUUGCUAAGUGCUGCUCCGUCAUCGAAAGCCUGCAGUGAGAGGCAAGGCGGUGGGGGCUCUGCCUCCCUGUCCCCUGGGGACCCGCACGGGGCUCAUCAGGGGGCACAGUGCCCAGGAGGGCAAGACCAGAAGGGGCAAGUCUCUGGGGGGCCAGACCCCACGUUCCUCGGCCAGCCUCGUUCCACUUCAACUCUAUGAACACAACUGCGGCCAGCACGCAGCGUUAGACAAAAAGCACUUUUAUUUAACCAAAAAAAAACGGGGGGGUGGGGGGGAGUUAGGAAAGCACAACGCGCCUGCAAAAAACUAUUUUCUCUUGUAAUUCUGUUUUCUUAAAAAAAAAAAAAAAG
Molecule: messenger RNA, 1131 nt
Organism: Equus caballus (horse)
Lineage: Eukaryota; Metazoa; Chordata; Mammalia; Perissodactyla; Equidae
Source: RefSeq, a predicted model, not a curated record